Messenger RNA from Dalotia coriaria, 1799 nucleotides. RefSeq names its product transmembrane protease serine 9-like. Gene Ontology annotation, molecular function: serine-type endopeptidase activity. Lineage: Eukaryota; Metazoa; Arthropoda; Insecta; Coleoptera; Staphylinidae. The record is from RefSeq and is a predicted model, not a curated record. The transcript has 5 exons. Gene Ontology annotation, biological process: proteolysis. The coding region runs from base 38 to 1696 and encodes 552 amino acids.
UACUUAUAGUAUAAAUAGAGAUGUAGGAAGAUGCAAAAUGCAUACAGGUAGUUCAACUGCACAUAGAAAUAUCAAGUCGCCACUUUUACAAAUAAGCAAAAUCAUGAAAGUUUUGAUUUUCUUUGCUUUGGUACUUCAGGUAUCCUUGGCUCUACCCAUGGAGAAAGAAAACCGAAUCGUAGGCGGAUAUCCUGCUAGUCCAGGUCAAUUUCCACAUCAGGUCUCUCUCCAACUCAAUGGCCAACACGCAUGUGGUGGGUCCAUCAUUUCACCCUACACGAUCCUCACCGCUGCUCACUGUGUUUAUGGAGUAUAUGAUCAAUUGUAUGUCCUCGCUGGUGUCACUGACUUAAAUGAGAAUGGUGUCCGUGUGGCUGUGGGCCAGAUUGUGAUCCAUGCAAAUUACAACCCAAAUACUUUUCUUGAUGAUAUCGCUAUUCUGCGUUUAUCAAGCGCACUACCAAUUGAGGGAUAUAUUCAAAUUGCUCCCCUUCGAGGUCAGGGAGUCAACCCAGGAGAAACUCUUACUCUAAGCGGUUGGGGGCGCACUUCUUACCCUGGCAAUCUUCCCUCGCAGUUACAUUGGAUUCAACUGGCUGCAAUAGAUUUGAAUACCUGCUCCCAACUACUAGCUGGUUCAACUCCUAUCGGUAACGGCCAUGUCUGCACAUCAUCACCAGUAAACGAAGGAUCUUGCCAGGGUGAUUCUGGUGGCCCAUUGAUUGAUGCCUACGGAAAUCAAAUUGGUGUCGUCUCGUGGGGAAUCCCAUGUGCUAAAGGAUAUCCUGAUGUCUUUACUUCAGUACCAUACUAUUGGAACUGGAUUGUACAAAGUUCCAAAUCAUUGGAAAACGUUCACAUUGUAAACUACCGAGGGAGAAGCAGGCAAUUUAUAAAGAUGCUUCGUCCUCAAUUUUUGCUUCAUGCGGUACUUGUGAUCGUAUUGGUGUUGAUUAUCAUAUGCUAUACACUUGCACUGCCAGCCAAACAUCGCAUAGUGGGUGGUAGUACGGCGAGCCAGGGCCAAUUCAAACACCAAGUGUCUAUACGAAACAAUGGAGCUCACUUUUGCGGAGGAUCCAUCAUCACUCCAACAACUAUCCUUACAGCGGCUCACUGCGUUCACGGAUCCAGCACAGCUGGUAUGACAGUAGUCGCUGGUUCCACGUCGUUAUCCCAAGGAGGAGUUAGCGUGCCAGUGGCGCAGGCUUUGUACCACGCUGGAUUUGAUCCCAAUAGCCUUUUGAACGAUGUCGCCGUCCUGCAUUUGGCCAGUCCAAUCCCACUUGGCGGAAAUAUUCAACAGAUUCAACUACGCGGUUCGACGGUAUCAGGUGGCGAGCGACUUACUUUGAGUGGUUGGGGCCUGACUUCGUACCCUGGUGAAAUUCCUAACAAUCUACAGUACAUAAAUCUACAAGCUAUUGAAAUUGCAAGGUGUGCUCAGGAAUUGGCGGGCUACAGUCCAAUUGAUAUUGGACAUGUUUGCACUACCUCUCCUGUCAACCAGGGUGCUUGUCAGGGUGAUUCUGGUGGACCUUUGAUCGACGCUAGUGGUUACCAGGUUGGUGUCGUCUCGUGGGGUAUCCCAUGCGCCAAAGGAAUGCCGGAUGUCUUCACAUCUGUUGCAUACUAUGCAGACUGGAUCGUACAGAAUGCCCAAUUUGACGAGAAGAUGAUUGUCGAUGAUGAAUAAAAAAACUGGGGCAUUUUAAUUGCAUAUUACGUAAAAUUUCUUUCAAAUAACAAUCACUUUUAUUUUUAAUUAAUUUUGUCAAUGAAUAAAAAUUAGCAGCUGA